Messenger RNA from Chlorocebus sabaeus (green monkey), 1748 nucleotides. The record is from RefSeq and is a predicted model, not a curated record. Lineage: Eukaryota; Metazoa; Chordata; Mammalia; Primates; Cercopithecidae.
GAGAGUUUUUAUAUACAUUAUAUGUGUGUGUGCAUGUGUGUGUGUGAAUAUGUCUGUAUAUAUAUUUAUACAUACACAUAAACAUCCACAUGGACAUUAACAGGGGAAUGAGAUAAUGAAAACAGUAUUUCAGGGAAUUAUUCUAGCAAAAUGUGUCCAGGAUUACUAGGAUGAAGGAAGAGUUUAAAGACAAGAAGGUCAGUUAGAGAUUUUUUGCUAUAAUCACUAACCAGAGAGGGUAAAAAUAGGUGGUGGUAGAGGGAAAGAAAGAAAAUGAGCCAAGGUAUCUUACAAAGCAAACAUUGACAGAGUAUAGUGAAAAUUCAAAUUUUGAGUCAGAAUAACAGAUAAUUAUGAUGGAAUGAAUAGGGAAAUCUGAAAAGCAAGGAACACUGGGAAGACAGAUGUUGAUUUCAAUUUGGCAUACAUUGAGUUUAAUGUGUCUGUAGGUCAUCCAGGUAGAAGAGGGUCCAGGCGGUUGAAAAGGGGGCUGGAGAUAAAGAUUACAGGAAUGGUGAAGUAUAGAAGAGUCUCCAACUCCUGGGCUCAAGUGAUCCUUCCACCUCAGCCUCCCAGAGUGUCAGGAUUACAGGCAUGAGCAACCGCUCCUGGCUGGGACUAAUAAUUCUUCUAAGCCAAUUACUCUGUAUAUGGUAUAACCCAUAUAUAGAAACUGGGCCAAUUGCAAAUUCAGAUGGGACCUCUUUAGAUGUACUUAGAAACUUGAUUUGGAGCUUAGAACUCGUCACUUUAAUAAUUAAUUCUUUGAUUGAGUCCAAAACCUUGUUAACAAAGGAUUCUGCUUUUGAAUUAGUGAAGGUUUAAAUUUCAGUUUUAUUAGGUUAGAAUUAAAGAAUUUAACUUAGUGGCUAUCUGUGCUCAUGAAAGAUGUGUCUUAUAAAUUAUAUAUACAUGCUCAAAUCAAAAUGUAAAACCAAUAUUAUAAAUGUCUUCUAGGCAAUGUUAAAACAUUUUCUUGAGGCCAAAGUGGGUGGGAGCACGUGCUGCUGGGAGUUGCUUGGCGGCACGGGGCUGAAGGCUAGCAAACCAAGUGAUCAUGUUGCACAAACAAAUUUACUAUUCGGACAAAUAUGACGAUGAGGAGUUUGAGUAUCAACAUGUCAUGCUGCCCACGGACAUAGCCAAGCUGGUCCGUAAAACCCAUUUGAUGUCUGAAUCUGAAUGGAGGAAUCUUGGCAUUCAGCAGAGUCAGGGAUGGGUCCAUUAUAUGAUCCAUGAACCAGAACGUCACAUCUUGCUGUCUUGGCACCCACUACCUAAGAAGCCAAAGAAAGGAAGCUGGCAAGCUGCUUUUCAGCCUCAAGCUUUACACAGCUCUCCUUACUUCCUAACAUCUUUCUGAUAACAUUAUUAUGUUGCCUUCUUGUUUCUCACUUUGAUAUUUAAAAUAUGUUCCAUACACUGUUUGAAUGUGCUAGUAACUGCUUUGCUUCUUGAGUAGAGCCACCACCACCAUAGCCCAGCCAGAUGAGUGCUCUGUGGACCCACAGCCUCAGCUGAGUGUGAUCCCAGAAGCCACGAUGUGCUCUGUAUCCAGAACACAGUUGGCAGAUGGAGGAAGCAUCUGAGUUUGAGACCAUGGGUGUUACAGGGAUCAUGUAAACUUGCUGUUUUUGUUUUAUACGGCCAGGUGUUUUAUCCUGCCUGGCGACUUGUGGAUUUAUGUUUCAGUGUACUGGAAACUUUCCAUUUUAUUCAAGAAAUCUGUUCAUGUUAAAAGCCUUGAU